GCCAAGAGAAUUCCCUCCAAACAAGAGCCUUAUCAAAAUGACAAACCUUAUCCUAAACUACGAAACCAAGCAAACCACAGCUUGAAGGUUGAACCAUACUAUGGACACUUAGGACUUAUUAGAAGCUCAAAUUGCUCUAAAAAUUGUAACACGCAAAACGCUGCCGUUUCGAAAGCCAUGGCUGCAUUAACCUGCCACCUUCAACCGUCAAACUACUACGCUAAAAGGACACCUAUUUCAUGCACAAUGCAGCAGCCAAGCCAGAGUAACAUCAAGGUGAUCGUAAAUGGUGCAGCGAAGGAAAUCGGGAGGGCGGCGGUGAUUGCUGUGACCAGAGCAAGAGGAAUGGAGGUUGCUGGUGCGGUAGAUAACUAUGCUGUAGGAGAAGACAUUGGAAAGGUAUGUGAAAUGGAAGAAGCUCUGGAAAUACCCAUAAUGAAUGACCUUACCAUGGUUCUGGGCUCAAUUUCACAGUCAAGAGCGACAGCAGUAGUGAUCGACUUCACUGAUCCUUCAACGGUAUAUGACAACGUCAAACAGGCAACAGCAUUCGGAAUGAGAAGCAUUGUUUAUGUGCCGCGUAUUGAGCUAGAUACAGUAGCAGCACUAUCUGCUUUCUGUGACAAGGCCAGCACGGGUUGUCUAGUAGCACCAACACUGUCAAUAGGAUCUAUACUUCUUCAGCAGGCAGCAAUCACAGCUUCUUUCCACUACAACAAUGUGGAAAUAGUCGAAUCUAGACCAACUGCAAGAGAUCUUCCAUCACAAGAUGCAAUUCAAAUUGCCAACAACUUAUCAAACCUGGGCCAGCUCUACAAUAAGGAAGAUAUAUCGACUGAUGUUGUGGCAAGGGGUCAAGUCCUAGGAGAAGAUGGAGUUCGAGUGCACAGCAUGGUCCUUCCAGGUCUACCCUCUAGCACAACAGUUUAUUUGUCAGGCCCGGGAGAGGUACUUACUCUUAAACAUGAGAUUACGAAUGUGCAAAGCCUGAUGCCAGGCCUGAUUAUGGCCAUAAGGAAGGUCGUACGACUAAAGAACCUGGUAUAUGGCUUGGAGAAGUUAUUAUAGUGAUCAGAUGUUUUUCCAACACCAUCAAAAACUAUCAGAGUUUAAACUUUGGAGCCUCCUUUCAAGUUUUCAUACACUUAUGUUACCAAUACAGACAGAAACUGGAAGAGAAGGGGAAAAUGAAAGGAAGGACAACUUAAUACUUUCAAUAUGUCAAAUGGCAACCACACCAAGCCAUACCGAGAGCAGGUGCAUAUUAGAAUUGAUGAGAUUAUGUUCACUAGACAAAACGGAGCAAUUCUUUUGGUCCCGAUACCUAAGCACAUAUAACAUUCCUCCGAGAAAUGCACUUCUGUUAAAAAAAUGUGGAGCCUCGCACCAUUUGCACUAUAUCAUUCUUUAGUCCUGCUAUAAUUUCUGAAGUUGCCUAUAUACCAUUCUUUUGCAUGAAAGCGAAAGUAUUUACAGAGCACUUGUUAAGAAAAAUAAGUAAUUCCACCAGAAUAAAGAAGAUUUGCUGGGUUUAUCAUUAAGGUGAAGCAUGAAAUCCCUCAACACAAAGAAGCUUACAAGUACAAAUAUAAAAUCAACUUAUACACCAUGGUCGGCGACUUUUGUUGGGGUUUGAUGUGUGUGAAUUGGUGCAUAGAAUAGGAAAGCACUUCUAGUAGCCACACCAAAGCCCGCUUUAGAGAUAUCGAACAGGAUUAUCAACAUACCUGUUCGGAUAAAUGAGAUGACAAAAUAAUGAACUAUUGAAUCAUCAUUUUCAGAAGUUUGCUCAAAAUUUUCUGCUCAAGCAGCCCAAGACUCUUAGGAUAACUUAGACUACAGAAUAGGGGAAAAUAUACGCAAAAGCUUACCACCCUGAAACAUUUAUUUGGGUGCUAUCUAGUGUAAGUCAAUCCAAAAUGAUCUGAGAAGCUUUUGCCUAUCACCCAACUCAAUCAAUAUAAAGUUUAAGUCAUAACCAAUUUACUAACCCUAAGACUAAGUGAUUUUCAUGGUAGCAUGGUGAUAUUCACACAACUCUUAAUGGUCAAAGAUUAGAACGUCUAAGUCCCAUUAUAAGCAGCCAAAGAAAACAUUUAUAUAUAUGCCUAGGAGUAAGCGUAACAAAAACAAAAUAUAGUCCAUCUUUGAACAAACUAAAUAUAAACGAACAUCAAGUCAUCAGGCAGAGAAGAUUCAUACAAAAGCAUCUAAGGGUAAAUCAAAAGGCCAAUGACAAUAGCAACGUAGUACGAUUGAUACUAACCGGAUUGAGUACAUACCAAAAUGAUUGCAUAUUCACAACUCUGUUCAGGUUAAGUACAUUCCAAAAUGAUUGCAUACUCGGAUAUUCCCUUAACUUCAUCCAGUCAUCAAUCUUGGGCUUCUUGGCUUUUAGAAAGGAGAAACCAAGCUCUCAAUGUAAUCCACUGAUACAUAGAAGUCAUUAUUUUCAAAAGCAAUCCCCCUUUGAGACAGUUGAAGAGUUUCACGACUAGGAUCACAGACGUAGAAUCGCCCAUCGGUAUGUACCAAACACAUGCCGGUCUUAGAGAUAGAAUACGGUUUUAUGAUUUUAGAACUAAAUGAGAACGAUUUCUGCCACGAAUUCUCGUCACUGGGUUGCUUCAACAUCCAUACAUCAAAAUCAAAACGUUUGGGGGAACAAAUCAAUGACAAACACCCUCUCAACUCCAACAUCUCCACCCCCUUAUACUUCCUUAAACAAUUCAUCAAUGGAAAUGGCUUUAAUUGGUCGGUAAUUAAAUCAAAUGCAAAUACAUCAACAGGAGACUUCCACACUAAGAGGUAAAUAGUAUCAUGGACCAACACUGUUUUUCUAAUUUCCCGUACUCUGAAACGCUUGUCUAAAUUAUCAACUCUUGUCCAGAUCCCAGUAUUCCCGGAAAACACAUGAAAAUUAACAUAAAAAUAAUCAUCAUCGGGAACCAUGAUAUUACUAUCACGACGAGAAGCCGAAAACACACCAAAAAUUUUGUACUCAUCAGUAGAAGAAUCAUAAUAAAACUGACACCAAGACCUCCAAGCCCUUUGUUUACCAUCAGGAAGCAUGAUUUUACGAUCACGGUGAGUAGCCGGGUUCGAUAUCGUCAAGAAUUCUUGGAAAUUGUGAGGAUAUACAAUCAAGCAAACAAGGCCAUUACAAGAACCCACUAAUCUAGGACGACGAUCCCCAAUUUCAUAUGCCAAUGGCACGAAAUCUUCCACAUCAUAAUUCGUUUGAUCAUAGCGUAGCGAAAAGAAUUCGGGUUGCCGAAAUCUCUAGGAUAAUAGCACGGUGAUAGUCACACUAACUGAUAGUCAAAGAUUAGAACGCCUAAGUUCCAUCAUGAGCAGCCCAAGAUAAUAUAUACUAUUAAAUUACACAAUUUAUAAAGGUGUGGCGCUGAUUUGCUUUAAUUAAAAGUAAAGGGGUUUAUUUGCCAUAUUCCCCCAUAAUAAUGUAUAAACAUUAAAAGACGGCAAAAGUAAGAUUUACCGUUUUGAUUUUAUGAUGUCUUUGGCGAAGAUUCCGAAGUAUCCUAGGACGAUUGUCGACCUUCAAUGCUUCAUUUGACGACGGAAUUGGUUUCCCAACCUUGUUUUGACCCCUUCGAUUAAACCAUGGAGGUGGUGUCAAGGGUUUUCCAACUGGGUAUGGUUCACCAUACACCACAUCACGCACAACCUAAUGUAUAUAUAUAAACAUCACUUCAAUCAACUUAUAUAUCCAAAAAUGGCAUAAGUAAUACAAAGUCUAAUGUGUUAGAUGGUUUACUUCGGAGUGGCCAAAACUUCCAUCUGGUCCCAUAUCUUGUGCAAUAACUUCAAUCAGAUCCUCUGUCUGCCAAGCACCGAUUCGUGGUGAAUCUGUUUUCCAACUUCUCGAUGUAGCAGUGUACUUAAUCCUGUCAAGAUAUGCAAUC
Spinacia oleracea (spinach) is the source of this 3926-nucleotide messenger RNA. Its product is annotated as dihydrodipicolinate reductase-like protein CRR1, chloroplastic. The transcript is spliced from 10 exons. Gene Ontology annotation, molecular function: 4-hydroxy-tetrahydrodipicolinate reductase activity. NCBI's taxonomy places the organism in Eukaryota, Viridiplantae, Streptophyta, Magnoliopsida, Caryophyllales, Amaranthaceae. Gene Ontology annotation, cellular component: chloroplast stroma. The record is from RefSeq and is a predicted model, not a curated record. The coding region runs from base 178 to 1068 and encodes 296 amino acids.